Podarcis lilfordi (Lilford's wall lizard) is the source of this 1434-nucleotide messenger RNA. The record is from the annotation of a GenBank genome assembly. Lineage: Eukaryota; Metazoa; Chordata; Lepidosauria; Squamata; Lacertidae.
AUGACAGGGCUGAGUCUGAGGGAUUUAUCAGAGGCUGAUUUUGAAGACAGUGAAAUUAGCAUCAAUGUCGGAGGCUUUAAGAAAAAGAUGAGAUCCAACACACUGUUGAGAUUCCCUGAAACGAGGCUGGGUAAACUGCUGAGCUGCAAUUCAAAGGAGUCGAUUCUAGAGCUUUGUGAUGAUUACGACGACACUAAGAACGAGUUCUACUUUGACAGGAACCCUGAACUUUUCCCUUAUGUGUUGCAUUUUUAUAACACUGGAAAGCUGCAUGUGAUGGGUGAGCUCUGCGUGUUUUCCUUCAGUCAGGAAAUCGAAUAUUGGGGAAUCAAUGAAUUCUUUAUUGAUUCUUGCUGCAGUUACAGCUACCAUGGGAGGAAAAUGGAACCAGACCAAGAAAAAUGGGAAGAUCACAGUGAUCAGGAAAGUACCACCUCUUCCUUUGAUGAGAUCUUGGCCUUCUACAAUGAUGCUGCUAAGUUUGACAAGCAACCCUUUGGGAAAGUCAGGCGGCAGCUGUGGUUAGCUUUAGACAACCCUGGCUACUCUGUCUUGAGCCGAAUAUUCAGUGUCCUCUCCAUUGUGGUUGUUCUUGGAUCCAUAGUAACCAUGUGCCUCAACAGCCUCUCAGACUUUCAGAUUGUUAAUAGCAAUGGGAACUCUGAGGAAGACCCUCGAUUUGAAAUUGUGGAACAUUUCGGUAUUGCGUGGUUCACUUUUGAGCUGGUGGCAAGGUUUGCCGUGGCCCCAGACUUCUUGAAGUUUUUUAAGCAUGCACUCAAUCUAAUUGACCUAAUGUCCAUCCUUCCAUUUUACAUCACUUUAAUUGUUAACUUGGUGGUGGAAAGUAGCCCUGCUUUAGCUAAUUUGGGUAGAGUAGCCCAAGUGCUGAGACUGAUGAGGAUAUUCCGUAUCUUAAAACUUGCACGGCACUCAACAGGCCUUAGAUCUCUUGGAGCCACCCUCAAGUAUAGUUACAAGGAGGUAGGGCUUCUCCUGCUAUACCUGUCUGUUGGAAUCUCUAUAUUCUCUGUAGUGGCUUACACAAUUGAAAAAGAGGAAAACAGGGCCCUGGAGACCAUCCCUGCUUGCUGGUGGUGGGCUACAGUUAGCAUGACCACAGUUGGUUAUGGAGAUGUUGUCCCAGUGACCACGGCAGGCAGGCUGACAGCUUCUGCAUGCAUCCUUGCUGGCAUCUUGGUAGUGGUCCUCCCUAUCACACUCAUUUUCAACAAGUUCUCCCACUUUUACAGGCGCCAAAAGCAGCUAGAAAGUGCCAUGAGGAGCUGUGAUUUUGGGGAUGGGAUGAAAGUUGUCCCUUCAGUCAACUUAAGGGACUACUAUGCCUACAAAGUUAAAUCUCUUAUGGCCAGUCUCACAAACAUGAGCAGGAGCACCCCAAGUGAACUAAGUCUGAAUGAUUCACUGCAUUAG